Molecule: messenger RNA, 1186 nt
Organism: Cutaneotrichosporon oleaginosum
Lineage: Eukaryota; Fungi; Basidiomycota; Tremellomycetes; Trichosporonales; Trichosporonaceae
Source: RefSeq, a predicted model, not a curated record
UCCCCAUCCUCGUUCUCCCCUCCUUCUUCCCCAUUCAGAAUAAUGCUCUGGCUUCCAGCUCUCCUUGCCCUUGCCUCGUUCGUCAAGGCCGACGUGUUCGGUACUUGUGGCGGUAUCGGUACACUCGGCGGUGAUGGUCUCGUCCCUGGCCUCGUCCCCUUGCUCACGGGCACCCUCACGACGUUGCUGGGGACAACACUCGCUGGCAACGAGUGCCGGGACCUGUGCCGGGCCGGUGGCUACAAGUUCAUGAUCUUCGCGGAGGGCAUCGACGUCAAUCUCCUCGUCGUCAAUCUUGAUGAGACUCUUGGCUCGUGCUACUGCUCCAACGAGGGUCUGGACGUUCGGUCUAUCACUGAAGGCUCAGGUGCCUUCGGCGACUGUGAAAGCACCAUCCUCAACCUCGUCGGUGUGGAGGCUGAGUACAUUGCGGAGACGGACCUCACCCUGGACGGCUGCUAUGCCACAAACCCCCCUGCUAUCAGCACUUUCACUGUCGCCAACCAGGCCGAGUGCCUCGAGGCUUGUGGCUCCAACUCGCAGGUUUCGCUCCGCGUUGCGGGCCUCACUGAGUCCUGUGGUCUGCUCGGAGGCGUCCUCGGCGCUCUGCUUGGUGGUCGCUCGGGCGGCCGCUGGGAAUGCUCGUGCUCGAACACGGCUCCCACGGGACAGCUUGUCAACUGCAACGCGCAGACAUCGGUUUCCGGCGUCUGUGGCCUUCUUGGCGGCUCUCGGACUCGCAACUACGCCUGGAACGUCUACUCGCGCGAUCUCGCCGUCAGCGCCAUCCCCCGCCGCCGCCGCUCGUACGUCCAGCGCGCCGCGUCUGAGACCUACUGCCCUCUCCCUAAGCUCCCCUGCCGCGUUCCUGGGCACGACAGCUUCGAGUGCCUCGACACGACGACUGAGCUCGAGGCGUGCGGCGGCUGCCCCAACGGAAACUUCCUCAACGGGACUGUCUCCGGCAUCGACUGCACCUCGCUCCCCGGCGUCUCUCUCGGCGGCAUCUCGUGCGUCGACGGGCAGUGCGUCGCCUCCGCUUGCCGCUCGGGCUUCAAGCUCAUCGACGGCGAGUGCGUUUUCCAGAUCCGCAAGUAGUGCACUUGGGGCAUCUUCCUUGGACACUUUCCCUCUAUGAUACAUAGCACAUAUCUCAUUUAAUACAUGUAUUCCGGGUCCCGUUAGU